Molecule: messenger RNA, 3666 nt
Organism: Didymodactylos carnosus
Lineage: Eukaryota; Metazoa; Rotifera; Eurotatoria; Philodinida; Philodinidae
Source: the annotation of a GenBank genome assembly
GCUGAUUCAGACUAUAGAUGCUUCACCUAUUCAAAAACCUUCUGUGGCGAAAAACCGGAAAAUUGGCUUUGAGUGAAAACUCCUUUUUUUCCAAAUAAAAUCGAUAUUCCAAAGUUACAUGAGAUCGAAGACAUCUUUUGCACUUGCAUUUUACGAAAAUUUUGAAUAUUGUGUCCGAUUUUGUAUCAACAAGCAAAAAGACAUGAUUGAAGUAUAGAUCAGCGCGCGUCGACUUGUGACUCCAAAACCGUUUUUUCAAGUAUGACUUUCUACAAACUUUAUUUAAUAAGUCCUCGCCUUCUUUUCAAAUACGGUAUCCAAGACGAUACAGAAUUUCCACUCUUUCGUAGAAACGCCAUGGAUAUAACCUGGUUAUUUUUCCCGAGGAAAUAACGCAGUACAUUUCUAGUGACUGAUUCCAGAUUUAAACGAUGGCAACUAACGAUGAGGCAAUCGGACAGCAAAAUCUCGACCACCAUUUACUCGUGUGGCUCGAUGACCAUAUCGGCCAACCUGACCGCUGUCUUCAGCUCAAGCGCGCAUUCUUCACGACUACAGAGCCUGUGAGUGGCAAUACAGUCAGUUUAACCGAUACAGACAUCGACAAUUCGCUCCGAAACGCUGAUCGCGUAACUGUCAAUUUCGAAGGUGUCACCAUCCACUUACAGCCGUUUACCGAUGUCUGGACCUGCUUGAAGUUCAUUCUCUGUAAUACAGACAAACGCAUUUUCUUGAUUGUGUCCGGUAGACUCGGUCGCAUAAUUCUUCCCUGCCUUAUGACCUAUUGCCCUCAAGUGUUCCAAGAUACAAACAGAAACCCAUAUAAUUUUAUAUACUGCUUCUGUUUGCAUAUGGAGUAUCAACAAUGGGCCCACUACUUCCCGGGUUAUAUUCAAAUGUUCAAUACGGAGCCACAACUCUUGGCUUGCCUUUGCCGAGAUAUUGGCGAUCAAUUCAUUGUGAACGGAAAUGCAAAACUUACUCAAAGAACCUUGCCUACUGCCCGAGAAGCUCUGCAAUACUUUGGUUGGGCCCAAAAACUUUUCCAUCGAGCAAACAGUGUGGAACGCCAAAGGUUUCUAGAAAAAGUUAACCAGACCCACGAACAAAUCAUCCAAGCCGAGGCACUUGUGAAGUCGCUGACCGCGAAUGAUUAUGAUGUGCAUCAUGUGGCUGCAGCAGCUGAGGAAUAAUAAUACAAUGAAGACUUUUCUUUCAAUCUGAAGUGUCUUUUUUACGCUAAUAAAUAAAUGGCGUGAACUUCUCUAAAUAGAUUUUGCAUAUGUUUAGAAAUAUGACUAUUCUUUGACCUUCUGACAUCAUAUGUUAUCAUAUGUCCGUCAUGUGUCUGUUAUUUACCCUUCCUGAUCUAUGUGCCUCUCAUGUUCUUUUCUAUUCUUCUUACGUCAUGUUCUGUCAUGAUUACUGAGGUCAUUAGUCUCUUUCAUCUGUUUCUCGUAUGUUCAACUACCUGUAAAUUUUAUAUAUAAAUAGUUGUGUUUUUUACUGUUUUUUGGGUGAUUGUUCGGAUUAUUAGUUAGUGAUAAAUAAAGUGACAGAAACUAUUCAGGGUUAUAUUUGGAAACGUAACACUAUGCUUGCCUUCUUAUGUAGUUUAUACCAUGUUGCACAAAAUUUGAUUCGCCAGAAAAUUGGGACUCAGAGGGUUAAAGUCGGCGAAUAUAGGUGAACAGAAUUUAAGUCUAAACUUGAUGAGUCAGCCUGAUAAGUGGUGCCAUGUCUUGGGCUCUGUGCAAUUCGAGGAUAAAGUUAAAUUCGUUGACCAUUUCUAUGCUAUAAAUGCUGCUUAACUGCCCUUACUCAGCGUCGUUUUAUCAAGUAAUAAAAUAACCUAUGAGUAUAUCGCAUAGGAAGGAUUGGUAUGCUGGAAAAUUUUAAUUUUUUGAGUCUAGCUACAUCUUUCCUAAUAGAUUUAACUUUUGACUAUGUGCAAUAAAGGCCCUGAGUGACUAAAAAUCUAUCGAAAACUAUUAUUUCGGUCAAAAUCUUCUGAAAAAAUGAUAUUUCACUAUUGGAAAUAAUUCUAUUACUUCUCCUGGCAAUAGCAAAUUCAAUUAUACAUACACGUUUUUGUUACGUAUAUGCUGGACUAAAAAUUACAAAUAUUUCGAAAAACUCCCUCGCAUGAAUCACAAACAUCGUAAAAAAGCCAAGAAAACCAAAAAAAAAGUUCUUCUGUUCAAUGAUGCAAAUUUGUAUAGAUUGUACCUUAACCGUAGUAUUGAAAUUGAACAAAAGAAUGCUGUUUCCGGUCAAUUGUUAACAACUUCACGGAAAAAUUCAAGUAUAAAAACUUUCAUCCAAGAAAAAUUACAUACAGAUUUAGAUACUAUUCGAUAUGACUUUAAUAAAAAAUUAAAUGAGCUUAAUCGAAUUUCGCUACUUCGUUAUGCACCCGAUGAUCAUACUGAACUAAAAAAUAGUUUAUUGUUACGUUUUGAUCAAUUUCAAAUAUAUUGGGUACAAUUAUCGAAACAAUUUAACAAAAAAUUAUAUACCGAUUAUCAGCAAUGUUAUUUGUGUCUAAAUCGAGAAUUUCAAGAAGAAAAAAAUACGAUUUAUCGUAGGCAAAAUUUAAUUAUGAAACAAUUAGAAGCAGAUAUUGGUAGAAUCGAAUCGUUCUAUACGAUAUCUCAAGAUACACAUGAAGUCGAACGUAAACGGUUAAGAAAAAGUUUCGAUCGUGAAUAUCGUCAAAAGAUAAUGUCUUAUUAUUUAAAAGUAGAAGAAUGGAUUAAAUAUUCGUUAUCAUCAAAGAGUUUCAGAAUACUCGUACAAGAUGAGACGUAUCGACGUCAUCAAGCAGAAAUGAAACAAGAAAUUCAUAAAAUCAUCCAAAAAGAAGUGUUGAUAGAAAAAUAUGCAAGACAAACGAAGCAAAUUGAAGUAAAUAUUGAAAAAAUUAAAGACAAAUUGAAAGAAGUCGGUAGAAAACAGAUAAACAUAUACUAUGAUCCAACAAGAAAAUUGUCCUUACCACUUUAUACAGUGAUGACGAAUAAACAAUAUUUACGUCAGUUCAUACUCAAACAUGCCAGUAACAUCCAACUACUUUCAUUACAACUAAAAACCUCUGUUCAACCAUCAAUUUCAAUGAAUUUUCAACAGAUGUUGUUGCAUCAUCGUUUGGCUGAACAAAAAUAUUGGCGUGAUUAUGAACAAAAUUUGGGAAAAAAGUUAAAAAACUCUAUUUUAUUACAAUUUGAAAAGAUUGCAUGUCUCAAUCGAUUAUCAACUAAAGUAAAAAAGAUUUUGAAUAUAAUUCGCGUAUGUUCAUUCUAUGAAAGUUCACAACUAAACACGAAAUUAAUCAAUAUUGGAAAACGAUAUGAAUGCAAAUUUGACAGUAAUGAUUAUAGAAUUAUGGAUGAUAUAGAUUCAACUGAAAAACAUUUAAAUUUGUUUAAUUCAAGAGUGGGUGCUGUCAAUUUUGAUUAUUAUAUUUUGAGAGAUAAAAAUACAAAGCUAAAAUAUGAAGGUAAACAAUUGAGAAAACUUCUUUUACAAUGUUCAUUGUUCUAUCAUACGGAGAUUUAUGAGAAUGAAAUUAAUUUUAUUCUUAAACAAAAACAAGAGAAAGAAAUUAUUGUCAAUAAAUAUAUUACAUUUAAAACCGAACGAAUUAGAACUUGCAAUGAUUUGUAG